AUGGGCUGGUUCUGGGCAGACCCCGUCGAACCCACCGCCAGUGCUCCCGCACCCCGCCGAAACCCUCCCCCAAACCACCCCACCAGUGGCAAACCUCCCGCAUCAUGUCCCAUGCACAAGCCCGAGACCACCGCCGCGCCCCCCAAGGACGCCGCCGGCGAGGAGAAAGAGCCCUCAGACACGGGCAUGAACCCGCUCAACUUCAUGUUCUCCAACCUGCCGCAGACGCGCGCGCCGGGCCAGAAGCUGGUUCUGCCCACGGAGCGCGAAGUGUCGUCGAUCCCGCGCGGCGCCGACAGGGGCGAGGGCAACUGGGAGUACCCGUCGCCGCAGCAGAUGUACAACGCCAUGAAGCGCAAGGGCAACGACCACAUCCCCGAGGACGCGGUCGAGAGCAUGGUGGCCGUGCACAACUUCCUCAACGAGGGCGCGUGGGGCGAGAUUGUGGAGUGGGAGCGGCAGUUUGGCGGCGGGGUGAUGAAUGCGCUGCGGGAGAAGCAGAUGGAGGAUGCGGUGGCGGAGGCGGAGGCGGAGAGGGAGAGGGAGAGGGAGAGGCAGAGCGAGCCGUGGCCGAGGUUGUUGAGGUUCCAGGGGAGGAGUAAGGAGUUGACGCCGAAGGCGAGGAUCUUGCAGAUGCUGGGGAGGGUGUAUCCCGAGAAAUACGGACCCCCGCCGUUUGACAGACACGACUGGUACGUCCUCCGCGAGGACGGCCAGGAGGUCCGCUACGUCAUCGACUACUACUCCGGCGCCCCCGAGCCCACCGGCGAGCCCGUGUUCUACCUCGACGUCCGUCCGGCCAUCGACAGACCCUCCGCCAUCGCCGAGCGCGCCAUCAAGUGGGGCGGCAACGUGUGGGAGAAGGCGAGCGGCGCAGACGUGCGACGGGCCGCAGCAGAGGAGGCGAAGAGGAGGAAGUACUAA
Messenger RNA from Morchella sextelata, 924 nucleotides. RefSeq lists its product as uncharacterized. The coding region runs from base 1 to 924 and encodes 307 amino acids. The transcript has 3 exons. Gene Ontology annotation, molecular function: holocytochrome-c synthase activity. Gene Ontology annotation, cellular component: mitochondrion. NCBI's taxonomy places the organism in Eukaryota, Fungi, Ascomycota, Pezizomycetes, Pezizales, Morchellaceae. Gene Ontology annotation, biological process: cytochrome c-heme linkage. The record is from RefSeq and is a predicted model, not a curated record.